Molecule: messenger RNA, 6264 nt
Organism: Loxodonta africana (African savanna elephant)
Lineage: Eukaryota; Metazoa; Chordata; Mammalia; Proboscidea; Elephantidae
Gene: ZNF629
Product: zinc finger protein 629
Exons: 3
Coding region: 205-2952 (915 amino acids)
Biological process (GO): regulation of transcription by RNA polymerase II
Molecular function (GO): DNA-binding transcription factor activity, RNA polymerase II-specific; RNA polymerase II cis-regulatory region sequence-specific DNA binding
Source: RefSeq, a predicted model, not a curated record
GGCGGGGGCAGGGGCACAGUGAGAACUCUUGCCCGGAAAAAUAGGGUGAUAGGAAACUGAUGCUCAAAUAAGGAGGAAUAAGGCCUGGGAAGGAGUGGCGGGACAGCCAGACCCCCUUGGUCUCCCAGCUUCUGAGAUAGUCCCUGCCUUAUCUGACUGGACCAAGGCCUGUGAGGCCAUUUGGUAGUGGGGGGCCCUUACCACAUGGAACAGCCCCCCCCCCAACCCCCGCCUCACGCUGGUCCCAGCCAGAGAGCCCAGCCUGCAAGAGCUGGCACGGGGCCACCCGCCCAGGGCUUCUACAUCUACAGGUCCCCGGAGCCCUCCACAGGCCUGAGCCCUGGGAUGGAGCCUGAGGCAGUGCUGUGGGGCCCGGAACUGCAGGGUCCUGAGCAGAGCCCGAAUGAUGCUGACAAAGGUGCCGAGAGUGGGAACGAAGAGGAGAGCCCUCAGCAGGAAAGUUCUGGGGAGGAGGUCAUCUUGGGAGAUCCAGCUCAGAGUCCAGAAUUCAAGGACCCACCAGAGAUGCCCCUGGAGGGGCCCUCCCUGAGUCCCUCUACCCCCCAGGACCCCCCAACCCCACCGAGUCAUCCCAACCCCUUGGGUCACCAGACCUCUCUGGAUCCCCCAGCCUCUGAGGUAGUUCCUGCCCAGUCUGACUGGACCAAGGCCUGUGAAGCCAGUUGGCAGUGGGGGGCCCUUACCACAUGGAACAAUCCCCCAGUGGUCCCGGCCAACGAGCCCAGCCUUCGAGAGCUGGUACAAGGCCGCCCAUCCGGGGCUGAGAAGCCUUACAUCUGCAACGAAUGCGGCAAGAGCUUCAGCCAGUGGUCCAAGCUGCUGCGGCACCAGCGCAUCCACACCGGCGAGCGUCCCAACACCUGCUCGGAGUGCGGCAAGAGCUUCACCCAGAGCUCCCACCUGGUGCAGCACCAGCGCACCCACACAGGCGAGAAGCCCUACAAGUGCCCCGACUGCGGCAAGUGCUUCAGCUGGAGCUCCAACCUGGUGCAGCACCAGCGCACACAUACAGGUGAGAAGCCCUACAAGUGCACCGAGUGCGAAAAGGCCUUCACCCAGAGCACCAACCUCAUCAAGCACCAGCGCUCCCACACAGGCGAGAAGCCAUACAAGUGUGGAGAGUGCCGGCGGGCUUUCUACCGCAGCUCGGAUCUCAUUCAGCACCAGGCUACCCACACGGGCGAGAAGCCCUAUAAGUGCCCUGAGUGCGGCAAGCGCUUCGGCCAGAACCACAACCUCCUCAAGCACCAGAAGAUCCACGCUGGUGAGAAGCCGUAUCGCUGCACCGAGUGUGGCAAAAGCUUCAUCCAGAGCUCCGAGCUGACACAGCACCAGCGCACACACACUGGUGAGAAGCCCUAUGAGUGCCUCGAAUGUGGCAAGAGCUUCGGCCACAGCUCAACCCUCAUCAAGCACCAGCGGACUCACCUCCGUGAGGACCCCUUCAAGUGUCCUGUGUGUGGCAAGACCUUCACCCUGAGUGCCACGCUGCUGCGGCACCAGCGCACACACACGGGCGAGCGGCCAUACAAGUGCCCCGAGUGCGGUAAGAGCUUCAGCGUCAGCUCCAACCUCAUUAACCACCAACGGAUCCACCGCGGUGAGCGGCCCUACAUCUGUGCAGACUGUGGCAAAAGCUUCAUCAUGAGCUCCACCCUCAUCCGCCACCAGCGCAUCCACACUGGCGAGAAGCCCUACAAGUGCUCCGACUGCGGCAAGAGCUUCAUCCGGAGCUCCCACCUCAUCCAGCACCGACGCACCCACACAGGCGAGAAGCCCUACAAGUGCCCCGAGUGCGGCAAGAGCUUCAGCCAGAGUUCCAACCUUAUCACCCACGUGCGCACCCACAUGGAUGAGAACCUCUUUGUCUGCUCCGACUGCGGGAAGGCCUUCCUGGAGGCCCACGAGCUGGAGCAGCAUCGGGUGAUCCAUGAGAGGGGGAAGACCCCAGCCCGGAGAGCUCAGGGUGACUCCCUGCUGGGGUUUGGGGACCCUGCCCUGCUGACCCCACCGCCUGGAGCCAAACCCCACAAGUGUCUGGUGUGUGGCAAGGGCUUCAAUGAUGAGGGCAUCUUCAUGCAACAUCAGAGGAUCCACAUUGGCGAGAACCCCUACAAGAAUUCGGAUGGCCUCAUUGCACACCCGGCCCCCAGACCGCCUCAGUUCCGACCCCCGAGGCUGCCUUUUGGAGGGAAUUCCUAUGCAGGUGCGGCAGAGGGCCGAGCCGACCCCCCGGGACAGCCCUUUAAAAUGCCCGACGGGCAGGAGAGUUUCAGCCAGAGGCUGGGGCUGCUCUCAUCCAAGUCCUACAUUUGUUCCCACUGUGGAGAGAGCUUCCUGGAUCGCUCUGUCCUCCUCCAACAUCAGCUCACCCACGGCAACGAAAAGCCCUUUCUCUUUCCCGAUUAUAGGAUUGGACUUGGGGAAGGGGCAGGGCCCAGUCCCUUCCUAAGUGGAAAGCCCUUUAAAUGUCCGGAAUGCAAAAAAAGCUUUGGCCUCAGCUCUGAGCUGCUGCAGCACCAGAAAGUCCAUGCAGGUGGGAAACCCCAGAAAAGUUCCGAGCUGGGGAAGACCUCUUCUGUUCUCCUGGAGCACCUCAAGAGCCCCUUGGGGGCCAGACCCUACAGCUGCUCAGAUUGUGGCGCCUCCUUCCUCGAUCGCCUGGCCCUCGUUAGGCACCAGGAGAUCCACACCCAAGAAAAGUCCCCCAGACCUGAGGACCCACUUCCAGAGCCAGCCACCCUGUCCACAAGUCGGGAAGGUGACGGGGAAGUCCCCACCCCCACAGAAAGUAGCAAUCACGGAGAAGGGGGAAACCCCAAAACCCUCUUGGAAGAAAAACCCUAUUUGUGCCCUGAGUGUGGAGAUGGCUUCGCAGAAGUUGCAGCCCUCCUCCUCCAUAGGAGCUGCCACCCAGGCGUCUCCCUCUGAAGUGAGUCUGGAGACCAGGGGGCCUCUCUCUACUGAGAGGAACACGGGCUCCCCAAAGGAAUUAUGCAGAGAAAGGAAGAAAAGCUGGUUAGAUUGUAAAGAAAGUGGAGGAUAAAGAACCCUGGGUAAAAAUAAUCCUUUUACAUGAGUGAUGAAAAACCCUAUAAAAUUGUUGGGGGGUACCACUUAUAAGGCAGUAUAAAAAAAACUGUUGGGUUAGAAACCCUAUAAAUAUGUAGGAAAAAAGAAAAGUCCUUUAAGUCUGUAGCAGAAAAAUCCUAUAAACCAUAGUGGAUAAAAGCCCUAUUAAUUGUAGGAAAAGGUCCAACAUGUCUCUAGACAACCCUAUAAAACUGUAUCAAAAUCCUUGUGAAACUAUAGGGUCGGGGAAAUGCAGGGAAUACAAUAGCAUUGACUUGGGAGGAGUGGCCCUCAGAAGGUAUAGGAAAACCUUCCAUAAACUUGUUCCACAGUGUUCUCUCCCACUGGAGUAGGGGAGGGAGCCUCUCUCCUGGCAGCCUUGGAUAAUUACCCCGAGGAAAAUGCUCAGCUGGGGAGUAGCAUGGAAAUCGGGUGGAACGGGAAGAGGAGGAGAACAGAAAUGGGAAAGAUAGCCAAGUGAGCAGAAGAGGAGAAAUGACAGAGGAACUAAUUGCACUGGGGCUCCUUGGGGUAAGAGGCCAAUCUUGGAAGAAUUAUGUGUGUUAGGCAAAGAGACCCAUAGAAUUCCUUAUCAAGAAGAGCCCAAACAUGGGGGGAAAAAAAGUCUGGCAAGCCUUUUUAAGGGCUGAUGUUUGGGGUUCACAGAAAUUUCAGUGUUAGAAUACUGGGAAUCCACCACAAAAAUCAGGGGAAAGAGUUGGGAGGAUUUCUGUUAGAUUGCUUUGAGGGAAGGAAACCAAGGUGGAGAAACUGUUGAAAUGAAACCCAGCUAACUCCAGGCUGCCCAGUCCUCCCUGCUUCUGGGAGCUUCUGCAGGUACAAGCGGAUCCUAGCUCUGGCCACCAAGACUUGCCCCAAUCCAGGCAUGACUACCCCAUCUCCCAGCCCAGCUGGGGUUUCUACUCCAUAGAAGAGGCAUCCUGGAACAGGGGGCCCCUCUUUCCACAUUCUCAGGUCUCACUGUCAGGGGGUUUUCCUGAAAUCUAACUGCCGCCAGUCUUGCUGCGGUGGCAGUCCAUCUCCUCACAUUCUGUCCUCAGUGGAGAAGGAGCACUGCUGCUAGUUGACCUCCAAAGAAUAAAGCCCUUUAGAGACUCAAGGCCUGUGUGUAGUCAAGUCCUCUCUAGGCCUCUCCUCUUCAAGUCAGUCACAGCCGUGGUGGAUUCUCUGUGGCAACAAGAGACAGCAAGCUGAUCGAAUAGAAUGCUUCAAUUAGCCAGCAACCUGAUUUUUAAACCUCAGUCUUCCAUUUGAGCUGUUAGCAAGGCAGCCUUGCAGGAUGAACGGCCUGCAUAUAGUGGUGGGUGUCCAACACCUCAUGGACUGGACCAUGGGUCCCCGAAGAGUUUACAGAGGCCUGACCACCUUCCCCAUCCUGGUACCUGGAGCCCUCUGAGGUUGUAAUGACCCAGCCAACAGAUCCCACCCACUUGGCUCCUCUCCUCCUCAGCCAGAAACCUGAGAAACAGAAGGAACGAGAAAACAGCCCACCUCCUGUUCUCACACAGUUAACACACUUUCAUAAAUGCAGCCAAACUCACUAACGUGACUGGGUGUGUGCGGUAGGGAAAAGAGACUCUGGCUCUGUAAAAUGGUUGAAAAGAGAACUCUUGAGAGAAACAUCUGUAUCAAGAACGCCACCCCUUAAGCCUGGAGACCCUUAACGAAGGAGAGGACUCUUUAGUGCUGGAUCUGAAAGGAAGUGCCCACUGAACCCACAUGGGCAGGGUGAGGUGGCCCUUCAGGAGUUGUGUCCCCAGAGGGGGUGACCUGAAUUCCUACAGAGCUGUGGAAGAGACCUCUAGUUCCACAUUACCUAAAAGGUGAAAAUCCUUCACCCUUCAUCUCUCCUGCCUCCAAAGUAAUGAUCCUGAAAUUUAAAAGGAUCAAAAUCUAGAACAUUGUAGGAGAAAACUUGCAGGCUUGCUGGGGAGAGAGAAAAGGCAGGCCAUGUAUGAUUGUGGAGGGGGGGAACCUUGUUAACAUCUGCAUAACGCCCCCCCACCACAACCUCACCCAAAUGCCAGGUAGGAAAGCACUACUGAGAGGGAAGGAGGAGCCUGCCUCCAAGACCUCUAUCAAAAGAAACUUUAACAAAGGGGUGUCCCUAUAAGACUGAGGAAAAGGAGUCAAAUCCUCCAAGUCUAAGCAGAUUUUUUUUUUUUCCUCUAAGAUGAUAGCAGAGAGAAAAAAGUUGUAGAGACAAACCCCUUGUAAAACUAGAAGCAGAUCCCCUCGGGAACAGGUCUGAGGAAUCUGUCCCCAGAAAACAGUUCGGGGGAACAGCCUUUGGGGCUCAGAGUCCAGUCCGAGGAGAGGUGGUCUACGUAGUCAUAGGCCAGCUGUAGGCCUGUCAGGACUAGGGUGUAGCAUAUAGUAGGAUGCUCGCAUGUUGUAGGGGCGGGUGAGGGCUAAGGGUCUCGGCUCCGGUACUGAACGGAUGAUGUGGACAUGAUUCAUUGGGGUCUGGGGUUCCAAAGCAGGAAAAGGGCAGAGUCGAAGAUCUUUGGGGUGUGGCCUGUUCUCUCUUGCCCACCCACCCCUACUUCCCUCCUUUAGCGAGGUACUUCCCUCCAGAGUGAGCUGUAUCUUGUUGGGAGGGACCAAGGGAGCUGGCCAGGAGUGGUGGCCCACCAACUGAAUGGCAGCAUCUGGUGUCCCUCUGCCCGGCUCGGGCAGAGACACAGGGGCCACAGCACUUGCCCACCAGAACUGAGUUAAAGGCUUAGCACACCAUCCCCUCUUGUCCAGCUCCAUGCAGGCCCCAGACCCCUCAGAAGUGCCCAGUGGGGGUGUCCAACAAACAUGGCCAAGGAGUCAUUGGGGGAAAGGAAAAACUGAUCUUAGUGUGAAACCUGAAACUGCUGUGGCUAUGGAGGUCAGAUGGGAACUCUAAAGAACUGGGCAUGAAUCCUGAAUGGUGGGGAAACUUGAAACCAUCACAACCAAGAUGUGGGGUUCCAUGACAACCCCCACACACUGAGGUGAGCAGCCCCAGACUCGUUUGUCCUAAUAAGGGCAACCCCACUCGCCUAAGUUAUCCCCCUGGAGCGAAGAGAGGCCCCACCUUUGAGUGUUGUGUGUUAAUAACAGUGUUGUGUCACCGGUGGUCAUGUUGAUUAGUUGAAGAGAAUAAAGGGAAUAAGAUUU